UGAAGACGAAGGCGCAGUGGGAAAAAGGCGCAGAUAUCAAGCACAUAGUUGCAGACAGAGGCACAAGCAUAGGCAGAGGACGAGGAGGAGGAGUGAGGGCGGAGCUUGAAGGAGCGCAGCGUGACAACAACAACAACAACAACCAUGUCAGGAGGAAUCGCACGCGGUCGUCUUGCGGAGGAGCGCAAGGCCUGGCGCAAGAAUCAUCCUCAUGGAUUUGUAGCGAGGCCGGAGACAGGUGCAGAUGGAGCUCUAAAUUUGAUGGUUUGGCAGUGCACUUUGCCUGGAAAAGUUGGGACGGACUGGGAAGGUGGAUUUUACCCUGUAGCAAUUCACUUCAGUGAGGAUUAUCCCAGCAAGCCCCCCAAGUGCAAGUUUCCACAGGGUUUUUUCCACCCCAACGUUUAUCCUUCAGGCACAGUUUGCCUAUCCAUCCUUAAUGAAGAUUCUGGUUGGAGACCAGCUAUCACUGUAAAACAGAUCCUUGUGGGUAUUCAGGAGCUUCUCGACGCUCCGAACCCAGCAGAUCCCGCUCAAACCGAAGCCUAUCAGCUUUUUAUUCAAGAUCCAGUUGAAUACAAGCGUCGUGUUAGGCAGCAAGCCAAGCAGUACCCACCGCCAAUUUAAAGUUACCAAGGAUGAUUUCUGAUGUCAUCGUAAUGUAUUUGUUUUCUUGGUGGCUUGUGAAUACAUUAUCUCCAAAUGAGCUCCUGUAUUGCUGUUUCUGGAGGUAACAAGAUCAUGAUGUUGCAACCUCAAAACUAGCAACUUCUAUUGACACUGUAUGCACUCGGGUUUGUAAUCGACAACAAACUAAGGCUGUUCUGAUUCUGGUGAAGUUCAGUUAUAAUUUCAAGGUGGCUGCAGAUUAUUGUGCAUGGCAGGUCAAUUUAUAGACCAGGCUUCGAUAGACUUGGCAUGGUCGGACAUUUAGUGGAGCAUUUUCAUAACGUUCAUCUUCUGGCUUUGAUUACGAACAGUCCGAUUUGUAGCUGUGACCUUCUCUAUUGGCAGAACUCUAACUUGAACUCUCAUAUGCUUAUGCUCAUUGUGGGAGUGUAGUACUCUUGGAGGGUGACUGAUCCAAGAUGGUGUUUACCUUUUUGCUUGCUACUUUUUAUACUUAAAUGUGCUUUGGCUUCAGUCUUUGAAGAAUUACAGACUAUGUCGUAGUUUGA
This is a messenger RNA of Physcomitrium patens, 1178 nucleotides long. RefSeq names its product SUMO-conjugating enzyme SCE1. NCBI's taxonomy places the organism in Eukaryota, Viridiplantae, Streptophyta, Bryopsida, Funariales, Funariaceae. The record is from RefSeq and is a predicted model, not a curated record.